UUAUGCAACGUAUGCAAAGUAUGCAACAAAGCAUGUGUAAAUGAUUUUAUACAAGUUAGAAUAUAAAUUAAUUUACCAAAUACAUGUAUUGAAUGACUGAUACAACAUAUUUUUUCAUGUACAUUUGUUAAUUGAUUCUGUUAUAUAUCGCUGUUGUUUUGUAAUCUUAUCACACACUCAGACAUACCAGUUUGAGUCCGAUAUUCCAAUCCGAUAUACUACCCGAAUUCGACGUGCGUGAGAAAAGUGAAUAAACUAUUUAAAAACCAAAUAAUUAAAAUAUAAGACGUUUGAGACCCUCAAUAAAAACCAUUGCAUUCAAAGCUUGGACUGUGUGCUGGAAUUAUUGAGUAACUCCUUCGACAGCCAAAUUUUUGCACGAACACGUACACAAGUCAUGUCUAGAUGGGGCAGCCAAUUAAUCCGAAAAUGCUUUCGCUUGAAUCUGAAAGAUUUGAGUAACAAUCGCACCAAGAAUAAAUACCCUAAAUACAUUUUUGCUGGAAUAAGUGCGACUUCUGCAGCUGUCGCAGUUGGGGCUGUUAAAAAUGAAGAUGACAUAAUUGUUGGAGCUAAAGGACUGAUUAGAUUCGUAAGGUCGAUACAAAUUGGUUUAGCCAUUUCACUAGACUAUUACUUUUCAACGUUUGGACUAUCAGAAGAGGCUGAAAAUUACGCGCUGAUGAUGAGCAGAAUACACCAAAGAUGUGCAGAACGCAUAAGGGAUGGAUGCCUGGAAAAUGGUGGAACUUAUGUUAAGUUGGGCCAAGGCAUAGUGUCUUUAAGUCACAUUUUGCCCAAAGAAUAUAUUGUAACUCUAAAGGUCCUGCAGGAUAAAUGUUUGGCCAGAAACAAAGAGGAACUGUAUCAAGUAUUUCAAGAAGAUUUCGGCCACACGCCUGAAGAGUUGUUUGAAACGUUCGAUUCCGAUCCAAUCGCUGCAGCUAGCAUAGCACAAGUAUUUAAAGCUACAACCAAAGAAGGACGUUCAGUCGCGGUAAAAGUUCAAUACAACGAUCUACAGAAGCGACUGAAUGGCGAUGUGAUGACAAUCAACAUCUUGCUGAAAAUAGGGGCAUGGUUACACCCCAAAGUUGAUUUUACGUGGAUUUUGAAUGGUUUCGUUGAUGCACUGAAGCAAGAGCUGGACUUCGUUAAUGAAGGUCUAAAUGGCGAAAGAUGUGCCAGAGAUUUAGCGCAUUUGAAAUACGUGCAUGUUCCUGCAGUUUUAUGGAAUUACACUAAUACGAGAGUUUUAGUGACGGAAUUUAUUGACGGCAUUAAAAUCACAGAUGUAAAAAGGCUCAAACAAGAAGGAUAUUCCCUAGCGGAUAUAAACAUUAAAUUAUUUGAAUCCUUCGGAAGCCAAAUUUUCGAGUCUGGCUUUGUUCAUGCGGACCCUCACCCUGGAAAUAUAAUGAUUAGAAAAAACAAUGGCAAAACCCAACUGAUUAUUCUGGACCAUGGACUGUACCAAAUCGUGCCAAAUGAAGAAAGGAUGGCUCUAAGCCAUUUAUGGAAAGCGAUAGUUUUGGGGGACCACAAUAAAAUGAAUGUCUACUCAAAGGCUUUAGGAGUUGAUGACUAUACAAUGUUCGCUGAAAUUUUAACGCAAACACCCUUGAGAACCACGGGGUUUCGAUUAAAGUUUAAAUUAUCAAAGCAGGAGGAAGAUUAUAUGAGAAAAGUGGCUGGCGAGCGAUUCGAUCAAAUCGUGGACUGCUUGCAGGAAAUGCCUAAUUCAUUGUUAUUGGUGCUUAGAAACCUAAACACCAUUAGAGCAAUUUCGUACGAUCUAGGAAACCCUAUCGAUCGAUACGCGAUUCUAGCUCGAAUCGCCACAAAGACGGCGUUUGAAAGUGAAAACAAUGGUAUAAUUAGGAAAAUGCUUUCUAUUCCAAAGAAAUGUUGGUUUGAAGUGAAUUUAUUCCUUAUUCGACUCGUGAAUUUUUGGAGAAUGCAACUAUUGAAAUUGCUCUAUGCCAUAGGAGCAGCUCCAGAUGUAAACAAGCUUAUUGAGCGGGCUGCUCGAGCGUUAUAAACCCCCAUUUAAAAUUGCCAAUUACUAAACCAAAGAGCUAUUGCCAAAGCACAGAGUUAAGGCGCAAAUGUGGUAAAAUGUCUAGGUUUACAAACUAGUGAAGCAAUUGGUUGUAACUGUAAAUAAAUCAUUUGGGAUAA
Messenger RNA from Dendroctonus ponderosae (mountain pine beetle), 2181 nucleotides. RefSeq lists its product as uncharacterized. The coding region runs from base 398 to 2041 and encodes 547 amino acids. The record is from RefSeq and is a predicted model, not a curated record. The transcript is spliced from 10 exons. NCBI's taxonomy places the organism in Eukaryota, Metazoa, Arthropoda, Insecta, Coleoptera, Curculionidae.